Molecule: messenger RNA, 585 nt
Organism: Rodentolepis nana
Lineage: Eukaryota; Metazoa; Platyhelminthes; Cestoda; Cyclophyllidea; Hymenolepididae
Source: the annotation of a GenBank genome assembly
AUGGCCGACUUUCCUUCCAGUUUUGCCAAAAGGCAAUUGGAAAAGUUUGGAUGGUCCAGUGGAUCUGGUUUGGGGAAGAAUAAUAAUGGUAUUGCGGAGCCAAUUAAAGUUAAAAAGAAAUUCAGUCGGUUAGGCCUUGGUGCCACUUAUGAUCUAUCUAAAAACGAAGAUGAUUUUUUUGACAAUUUAUACAAUAAAGCUGCCAAGGGUCCUAAAGACAACUCUCCAGACAAGUCCACCGGUUCUCUUACCGUCACAUAUGACUCAUCUAAGCUAAAGAGACAACAGAAAGUUGCCUUCCAACUGCGUACCGUUUUGAAUGGUGCCAAAGAUACUGAUGCCGAACAGAAGGAAAAGAAUAGGCGAAAACGUCAAAAAACUCCUACGCCCAACACUGGAACUUCAGAUAGUUCAAAUAAUGAGGAGGAACAAUUUCCAAACAAGAAGUCCAAUAAGCGUAAAAGGAAAUCAAAAGAUUUCCUUCCUCACAGCUUUUCGGAUUCCUCUUUGCUUGAUUUUGGAAAAUUAUCCAGAAAACCAACACUUGGAAGUGGAAAGCUGGCCAGGGCAGCUGAGUUUAUUUGA